Clupea harengus (Atlantic herring) is the source of this 4507-nucleotide messenger RNA. RefSeq names its product amyloid beta precursor protein binding family B member 2a (gene apbb2a). Gene Ontology annotation, cellular component: nucleus; cytoplasm. Gene Ontology annotation, molecular function: amyloid-beta binding; transcription factor binding. Gene Ontology annotation, biological process: regulation of DNA-templated transcription. The record is from RefSeq and is a predicted model, not a curated record. NCBI's taxonomy places the organism in Eukaryota, Metazoa, Chordata, Actinopteri, Clupeiformes, Clupeidae.
GUAAACUCACUUUGAAGAGAUCUUAGCUUCCUGAGUUGCAUUUAGAAAGAAAUCGAUCCCUGAGUCUCCAGUAACUAAAUCUAUGACGGCCAGUGCAGUGCAAUUCAAUAUGACUCUUGCUUGGAUCAAUAUGUUUCACUUUUCAUUUUGCUUGUCCAGAGGCAAUAUCUCCAUCUGAGCAAUCCAUAACCACUUCCAGAUCAUGUUAUCUCGAGGAAAAAAGUUUUUUUCUAGGUAUAAAAAAACAAAAACAAAUGCAUCUUUAACCAGGAAUGUUUAAGAUUAGUAUGAUGCAGUCUGCACCCAUCCGAUAAACAUAAUUUAAAAUAUAGCUCUAACCAUGCGUUUAAGCUUACUUCAAAGGGUUUCAACAUAGAGGUUUAUUUAGUGCAGUGUUACCUAUUACGAUCAGAAGUGAAUGCGGAAACGCUGCCCAACGCUCCGAGCUGUGGUUGGUCGAUUUGGUUCCGUUCCGUCAGCGCGCACACAUGGGUGACGCGCCGCGUAGGGAUGAAACGGCGUGAACAGCGCUCGAUCACCAGGGAGGAGACUGAAAUGAUAUCAUAUAUUGGAGGAAACGCAGCGAAAAGAGGGUGUCACUUUGCGGCUGCAGCAGUUUCGCUCGUUUGGUCAGCUGAGCGGUGAACUUGCACAAAUACGGAGUUCGCAAACGGCUCAUAAUAAGCCAUGAUGUCCUUGCAGAAGCCUCCGUUAACAAGAAGUGGCUCCACCCCCUCGACACUUGACGCCACCAAUCGAAGCGGCCCUUCAAUUGCCCCGCCCACAUCUCUUAACCUCCGCACCUCCCACAACCAGUCGUUGGCCCACGAGACUAUAAAAGAGGGCGUGAUGACAACAGAUGCGAACAGCCCCUCCUCAACUCUCCCCAAGAGCCGGCAGAAGAACUCCACGGCCUGCGUCCACAACACGGUGGGAGCGACUGACAACCUUCCAAACUGUGCCCCAGGAAGAGGAGGGAGGUCGGCCCCGCCCAAGUCGGCCUCCUCCACCUCCCUCGGCUCCAUGUCUUCAAUCUCGCUCUCCAGAUCCAACUCCAAACUGGCCAAAAAUGGCACCAAUCUUCAGCUGAAGGCCGAGGAGGAGCAGCACGACUUCAACAAGAACCAAAGGCCCAGUAACAUGGUCAGGAGGAGCAGCUCUGAUUGGCUGGACAGGAAAGACAAUCAAAACUGCGCACCAAUGAGGAGGCGAACCAAGAGCUUCCUGGACUACCGCCGGGAGGAGCCUCCCAUUUGCUUCAAUGAGAAGCAAGAGAAGGAAGAGGAGGAGGACGGGGAGGAGGAGAAAGAGGAGGAGACCGAGAAGCCUUUGCUGCCUAAGCUGGAUCAGCAGGACUGGGUGAAGGAGAACUGGGUGGAGACUCACCUCACCCUGCCCCAAAAUCACCUUCUGCUGGCCAAGGAGGAAGAGGAGGAGAGUCCCACCCAGGCCCAGCUGAAGGGGAUGGAGGGGAGCUACAGCUACGACCACAAGCCAAAGAAAGAGCAGCUGUCCAGGGGAAAGGAUGCCCGGGUGGAGCUGCAUCCAAACAAUCAGACGGCCCUCCGGUCCAGGGUGGGGGCCCUUUCGGCCAGGCAGGAGGAAGAGGAGGAGGAGGAGGAUGAGGAUGGAGAGGAAGACUCCAGCUGGACCACACUUUCACAGGAGAGUCCUUCAAUGGAAACACCACAGGAGGCUGGAGGCGUAUGGAUGGAUGGUGACCUGCCUCCUGGGUGGCGUGAGGUGGAGGAUUUGGCAGAGGUCUAUUUCUGGCACGUGCCUUCGGGUACCACUCAACGAGAGCGCCCUGUGUCUAACGGGAACACCAAUCCUGAGCCAGACACGGCGCAGGAGGGGCUCGAGGCAGCCGGCCUCACCAUCCCUCCCAACAACUCACAGAGCGAGCGCCCAAGCAGCAUCGUGUCCGACAGCUCCGUGGAGCCAGUGCCUUCCUCUGCGGCCUCCUCCCCCUCCAACUCCCCUCUCUCCUAUGAUAUCAUGAUGCCCACCGUAGGCUUCCUCAACAACAACUACUUGAGUAUCAGGGAAGAGGUAACCCAUCAGGAUGCUAAUCUUCGGCAGCCCGAGACAGGAAGUGCCCAUGUGAAACUGCGAGCGAGGGUCCUGCCUGACUCAGUCCCCUCCCCCAGGACCAGCAUUGACCUGGACUCUCAGGUGUUCCCUGUGUGUUCUCUUGGCUGGCUCGAGGUCUCAGACGCUGAUAUGGUGACUGGUAGGAGCAGUGUGGUGGUCAGUGACUGCAUCAGACAGCUGCAGCUCCGCACCAGAGAGAGAGACACCACUGGAGAGACAGAGGAGGGCAAGCCCAUGCUCUUAGUCCUCCAGGAUGUCACGCUGACCCUAGUUGACCCCACAGAUCACACGCUGCUGCACUCGCAACCAAUCAGCUGCAUCCGGGUAUGGGGAGUAGGCCGAGACCACAGCAGGGAUUUUGCGUACGUGGCGAGAGACAAGAACACGCGAGUGCUGAAAUGUCACGUGUUCCGAUGUGACGCCCCCGCCGAAGCUAUCGCCACCAGCCUCCAUCGAAUCUGCUCCAAGAUUAUGGCUGAAAGGAAGAAUACCAAAGCUGUAGCAGGCAGCUCCUCCAACUCCAGCACUGAUGUACCCCUCCAAGUAGAGUUCCCCAUACCAAAGACAGAACUGGAACAGAAGUUCCACGUGCUCUACCUGGGCACGACAACCGUGAUUCGCCCGAUAGGUAUGGACAUGAUUAACGGGGCCAUAGACACCCUGCUCUCCUCGACUGGGAAGGAAGACUGGACGCCCGCCAUCCUCAAUGUGGAGGAUGCUACCGUGAACGUCAUCAAAGAAAAGGAAGAAGAAGAGGAGGUACUGGUGGAAUGCCGCGUGCGUUUCCUGUCCUUCAUGGGCGUGGGCCGUGACGUGCACUCCUUCGCCUUCAUCAUGGAUACUGGCAACCAGCACUUCCAGUGCCACGUGUUCUGGUGCGAGCCCAACGCGGCGUGUGUGUCCGAGGCCGUGCAGUCUGCCUGCGUGCUGCGCUAUCAGAAGUGUCUGGUGGCCCAAUCCCCCUCCCAGAGGGACGGCAGCUCCUCGCCACCGCCCCCCGGCUCGGUGACACGGCGCGUCACCACCAGCGUCAAGCGCGGCGUCCAGUCCCUAAUAGACACUCUCAAACAGAAGAAACCCACCCCCGAGCUCCCUCACCAAUGACGGGGGGUCAGCCAUUAUCGCCCGCCAUCAGCACAGCCGCGCCAAGAGCGAAUGAGGGAGGUGGGGGUGAGGGAUGAGAGAACGACUCAAACACACACGUGAAACUGUUAAAUGUAUAUAAACGUACUUACAAAGGACUGUGCAGCCCAGAGAGUGAGAGCAACUACCCAACAAAAAAGGAGAAAAGUGAAAGAAACAAACAAAAGGAGAAAGAAGAACAUGCUGCCACACGGUGCCGUUGCUCCACAGCCUUUCACUUUUGACCUUUUCUGUUGUCGGCGAGCUGCCUGAAGCAUGCCCCGUCUCAAUCACGCUCAAGUCCAAACACACGUCCUCACGGCCACAAGAAAAAAAAAAACUAAAAAUGCCCCCGCGUGGUUUCUGGAACAAUGGAUUGUAGACCUACCAGAACUUCUCGGCUGGCCGACCGUUCUUACCAGCGGCAAAGUCAAAGUCAUUCUCCUCGUUGUCUGUCCUGUGGGCAUUUCUUUUUUUUCAGAACUUCUGGGAUUUCUGUGCGUAUUCUUGAGACACAGGACAAGGGCCAGUGCUGCGGUUUGUCCUCAUUUACUCGUGCCAUACUGUGCGUCAUUGCAGGCAGGAGAGAACCUCCCUGUUCAAAUAUAUGUGUGUGUAUUAAUACUAUGUCACCAAGAAUGAAACACGCUGAAAGUGAAAAGCCGUAGCGUACACGAGUGAGGGCCCGAGCGUUCAGCAUUCAAACACACCUCAAACAAGUUAGGCUUAUCAGGCCACACUAACCAGGAAUGAGUGACUACUGCGCUACAGAAACAAGCAUAAAGCAUAAUGAUUGUGUCACAUUUGCUUUCUGUCGGGAUGAUGAAAGCUCCAAGACUGUUCACAGCGCUGAUAUUCAACCUGGAAUUUGACUGAUACAUCUAAAUAUGACGGCAGAAAACAGAGGAAUCAUAUAUGUGUGUGUAAAGAUAAAGGUGUGUGCAUUUGUCACAAUUCGCCUCCACCCCCCAAAAUAGUCACCACCAUCUCACACAUACACAGGCACAUCUGCACACAGUCUAACCCAGAUGUUUGUGGGGGAGACUAGCCCCCUCCAGUUGUAGGAGAGUAACCACAUUCACUAAUCCAGAGUCCCUUUCAAACCUCCCCAUAUAUUAAGUGAAAAAACGAAUGUGCUUUCUACAACCAAACUAAGCUCAACGUAUUCACAAACUGACCAGCUGGGGGGAAAAAGAAAAGAAAAGAGAAAAAAAAAAGAAAUUUCUUCUGUUAUUGUCAUUUUUACACCAUAGUAAUGUAAUCCAUUGUGAGAAUAAAGGCAUUUAAAGAC